Zingiber officinale is the source of this 2164-nucleotide messenger RNA. Its product is annotated as AP2-like ethylene-responsive transcription factor TOE3. The transcript has 10 exons. Gene Ontology annotation, biological process: regulation of DNA-templated transcription. The record is from RefSeq and is a predicted model, not a curated record. Gene Ontology annotation, molecular function: DNA binding; DNA-binding transcription factor activity. Lineage: Eukaryota; Viridiplantae; Streptophyta; Magnoliopsida; Zingiberales; Zingiberaceae. Bases 569 to 1972 code for a protein of 467 amino acids.
UCGAUUUGGUUAACGUGGGAGGGCAAGGCGAGGAAGUGAUUCUUUGCCGUUUUCUACUUGUGCGGCAAUAAAUGGGGCUGGUGUGGGAGGGAGAGGAGAGGACUCAGAGAGAGAAGAGAGGCGAUUGGUUGCUGCAGAGGAGCACAAUAAAGGAUAUCAUUGAGCAAGAUUGCCAAAAGGAGAAGGUAAAAAAAUAGUAGAAUAAUUCUGUUGCUGUCAAUUCACAGCACAGCAAAUUGAAGAAAUCUCCUCGUCGCCUUUAUAAUAAUUUUAGCCGCUGCUGCCGCUGAUGAUGAUAUUGAUGCCUAUCUGUGGCACUGAGUUUUGUAAAGCUGCUGCUUUUUGGCAUCGGUCUGUUUCUUCUGCUUCUUCUUCUUCUCCUCACCCCUUCUGCCAUUUCUUGAGCACUUGAGUCUGCCCCGUCCUGUGUUUGGAGCAUGGCGGAGAAGGAUUUGCGGAUCGUUGGAAGGUAAAGAUUGGAUUUUUGAGGUCGGGAGGUGGGAAAGGUUGGAUUUUUGUAUUGGAAAGGCGAGAAAGGUGGGAGUUUUGGUUGGAUUUAUUUUUUUGGAUGGACGACGUGUGGGAUCUCAACGACGAGCCGACGGCGUCUCCGGCGGCCUCCGCCGAAUACGGGGAAGAGGACGAGAAGGGGAAGGCAGCGGGGGUAGCGUCGGCCGAUGAAGAGAACGAGGAUUCCGCCGAGACGUCCGAGGAGCGGGAAGCCGGCGUCGGAAGGAUCUUCGGGUUCUCCAUUUCUGGCUCGUCCGCCGUCGUGACUCACCAGUUCUUCCCUUCCGACGACGGGGAGGGGGUUCAGCCUGGGGAGAGCUCGGAAGUGGCGGCGGCGGCGGCGCCCCCUCACCCGCUUUGGAGUGGGAACAACCUGCGCCACCCGUCGGUGUCGGCGGUAGCGGAGGCGAGGCUGGCGUCCGUGAAGAAGAGCCGGCGAGGGCCGAGGUCGAGAAGCUCACAGUACCGUGGUGUGACCUUCUACCGAAGGACAGGCCGAUGGGAAUCCCAUAUAUGGGACUGUGGAAAGCAAGUGUAUCUAGGUGGAUUCGACACAGCAUAUGCAGCGGCAAGAGCAUACGAUCGAGCCGCAAUCAAGUUCCGCGGAUUGGAGGCUGAUAUCAAUUUCAGUUUGGAUGACUAUAAGGAAGAUAUAAAACAAAUGGGCAAUGCGACCAAGGAAGAGUUUGUUCAAGUGCUCCGGCGCCAAAGCACGGGCUUCCCUCGAGGGAGCUCCAAGUUCAGAGGGGUCACCUUGCACAAAUGUGGGAGGUGGGAGGCCAGAAUGGGCCAGUUCUUAGGCAAAAAAUAUGUAUACCUGGGGCUCUACGAGACCGAGAUCGAAGCUGCAAGAGCUUAUGACAAGGCAGCAAUCAAGUUCAAUGGGAAGGAUGCUUUAACCAAUUUUGAUCAUAAAAUCUAUGAGAAUGAGUUUGACAUACCGACUGAUUCUGCUGAGCAUGAUCUGGACCUAAGCUUGGGGACUUCAUGCUCUAAAAGAAACAACAUCGAGGUUGUGGACGAUAACACUUCCGAUAUCGUCAAUAAGAAUUUGUACAAGGCUUCUGAUUCAGGAUGGAAUCAGAGAAUGGGAUUUAAGGCUGAAGGAAGAAACAACCCUGGAAUGUUCCAGCAUAGCAAUGGGUUCAUUCAGUAUCCAAGUCCUAAAGUCAAUGAAACAUUCAACUACAUUCCUUUCCAAUCGAACACCAGCAGUGCCUUGUCGAUGUUCGACGUAAUGCCACAGCAAUUCAACCUCAAUAGCUUGCAUCAAUUUCCAGGAGGCAGCAGCAAUGGAGAAGGAUCAGGCAAAUGGCCUGCAUUAUCGAGCAGCGAUGAGGAACGACGACAGCGGCACAUGGGUUGGGGGUCGGGCUUCAGCUUCGGUCCACAACUCCGUCCGCCGCCGAACGGUUCGCCGUCAUUAGUUUUGCAGCAUCAUCAGGAUUCCUGCCACCGGUAGCAAAAUCAACCUCCAGUGAGCAACCAUGUUUUCCUUCCACCCCCCCUUGCACACCACGACAACAACGUCAAACAUUUGCAGCUCCUUUUACGGUGUAAAAGACGAUUAAUAGAGUGUCUGUUGUGCCGUUUGGUCAAUUGUUCCUCUAUUUCUUUGAAGAUUAAAUCAAUCAAUAAGUUGCAGCUUCUUGCA